Messenger RNA from Tachysurus fulvidraco (yellow catfish), 972 nucleotides. RefSeq names its product eva-1 homolog Bb (C. elegans) (gene eva1bb). The transcript is spliced from 3 exons. The coding region runs from base 356 to 835 and encodes 159 amino acids. The record is from RefSeq and is a predicted model, not a curated record. Lineage: Eukaryota; Metazoa; Chordata; Actinopteri; Siluriformes; Bagridae.
GAUGUUUUAUCUUUCACAUGAACUUUCUGAAGUAAAAGCCACUCGUGUUGAUGAAGACACGAAGACGUCGGGUUCUAUGUGCUUUUUAGUGCAUUUUUCAUCCGAUCAUGUUCAGAUGGUGUUGAGUUCCUGGAGUUUAUGAGCAGAUUCCACAUGGACGACUCACUCGCGAGCAAGUCGUGACUUUAGUUGUGAAGCAACAUUGGAAUUUCCUCAACAUCACAGAACCAAAGGAAUUAACGCUCAAUGCUAUGUGUAAUUAUUGUGAUUAUAGAGGAGUGUGAGGUGUGAUGUGAGCUGAAUAACAGGGUGAUGAGGGUCAUGUGUGUUUGAGACAGAGGGACAGAAGAAGACAAUGAAUCCUGUGAGGAAGGACAUGGAGCUGCUGAGCAACAGCAUGGCCACCUACGCUCACGUUAAAGAGAACACGGAGAGCUUUGCGCUCUACUUCAUGCUGGGCGUGUGUUUCGGUCUGCUCCUGGCUCUGACGCUCCUCAUCCUGGGCUUCGCCUGCAGGCCUAGAAGAAGCGCAGUGAAGAAACCUUCCUCAUCUGACCAGAAAAGUCUCAAAGAAUCCAGCGAGGAAGAUGAAGAGGAACGACUAGACAAUUGCGACGAGGAAGAUGUGCCCGACGUCACCGUAUCGCCUACGAGCGAGCAGAACCAAUCCAAUGGGACCACCAGCGGCGUGAACGUCUUCUCCUCAGCCGACGAGCUGGAGAGAGCUCGCCGUUUAGAGGAGCGGGAACGCAUAGUCAGAGAAAUCUGGAGAAACGGACAGCCGGAUAUCCUGGCCUCCGGGACGGGUACGCUGGGACGCGUGCACUAUCACUAGUGACGUGCAAAAGAUUCAUUUCAGAUGUGUUUCAUAUGAUUUACUGUACAGUGAGAAUUUUGCACUUAUUGAGGACUGACAGUGACAGUCUCAUAUAUUUUGUACACUUUUAAGAAUAAACCUUUUAUACCACAUGA